AUGGCCAUAAUCCAAGUUAUCCAUGCCUGUUCCCUUCUUCUUGCAGUAAUCACCUAUCAUGAUAUUCUCUAUACCGAGGGAAGGCCAAUAAACUCAGUGACCAAACAGGAGUUUAGUUCAACUGAUUUUGAACCAGGAAAUGAAACAGGCAGUCAAGGAACUGAGCACAAAGAAGAUCAUUGGUACACACCUCCUCCCCCAGAGCCCAAUCCCAGUGUUAAAAAUUCAGUUGUAGGAAAGGACAUUCUUCCACCCAUAACGCCAAAUUACAGCAUUGGUUUUGGGGAUUCAACUGCAGUAUACAAAGAUGGUUUUCGACCUACGACUCCAGGAAGCAGCCCCGGUAUUGGCCAUCAAUUUGUACCGACCAAGGAAGAUAUUCAACCAAAGGCACUAGGCAAUAGUCCCAGUGUGAGACAUUCUGUCACAGCAUACAAGGAUGAUUAUCGACCCACAAUGCCAGGUCACAGCCCUGGUGUUGGCCAUUCGCUUCAGAAAAAAAAUGCAGAACCAAAUGCCUAG
Messenger RNA from Vitis vinifera (wine grape), 522 nucleotides. Its product is annotated as precursor of CEP9-like. Lineage: Eukaryota; Viridiplantae; Streptophyta; Magnoliopsida; Vitales; Vitaceae. Gene Ontology annotation, cellular component: extracellular region. Gene Ontology annotation, molecular function: hormone activity. Gene Ontology annotation, biological process: regulation of root development; nitrate import; regulation of leaf morphogenesis. The record is from RefSeq and is a predicted model, not a curated record. The transcript has a single exon. The coding region runs from base 1 to 522 and encodes 173 amino acids.